Messenger RNA from Gopherus evgoodei (Goodes thornscrub tortoise), 4811 nucleotides. It is a transcript of the gene RTN4RL1, whose product is annotated as reticulon 4 receptor like 1. The record is from RefSeq and is a predicted model, not a curated record. Lineage: Eukaryota; Metazoa; Chordata; Testudines; Testudinidae. Gene Ontology annotation, cellular component: plasma membrane. The coding region runs from base 121 to 1461 and encodes 446 amino acids. The transcript has 2 exons. Gene Ontology annotation, molecular function: protein binding.
UUGAAUGAGAAAUGAAAGCCUGGUGCAGUGAGUCUGAGAGGCAAUGGCCUGAAAGAAAGCAGGAAGAUAGGAGCGAGAGAAGGAAAUGCACAGGAGGGGGGUUAUGUGGAGCUGCUUCUGAUGCUGUUGGGACUUGAGAUUCACUUCACUGCAUGCUGCCCUAUUGACUGUGUAUGUUACCCAUCACCUAUGACUGUCAGCUGCCAAGCCCACAACUUUGCAUCAAUUCCAGAGGGGAUACCAGAAAACAGCGAGAGGAUUUUCCUCCAGAACAACCAGAUCACAUUGCUUCUGCGAGGUCACUUUAGUCCAUCCAUGGUCACCUUGUGGAUCUAUUCCAAUAACAUCACCUUCAUAGACCCAGACACCUUUGAUGAGUUUGUUAAUCUAGAAGAGCUGGAUUUGGGGGAUAAUCGCUAUUUAAGGGCUUUAGCAGCUGAGACUUUCCAAGGGCUGGUGAAGCUCCAUGCCUUGUACCUGUACAAAUGUGGGUUGAGCUCUUUACCCAGUGGGAUAUUUGGUGGCCUCCACAAUCUACAAUAUCUUUAUCUUCAAGAUAACCACAUAGAGUUCCUUCAGGAUGAUAUUUUUGUUGACCUGGUCAACCUCAGCCAUCUUUUUCUCCAUGGAAACAAGCUGUGGAGCCUUCAUCAGAACACAUUUAGGGGACUAAUAAACUUGGAUAGGUUACUCAUCCAUCAAAAUCAACUCCAAUGGGUCCACAGACGUGCUUUUCACGAUCUCCGAAGAUUGACCACCCUUUUCCUGUUCAAUAACAGCCUCUCUGAGCUCCAGGGGGAAUGCCUCGCCCACCUGGGAGCCCUGGAGUUUCUCAGGCUGAAUGGCAACCCUUGGAGCUGUGACUGCAAGUCCAGGUCACUCUGGGAUUGGUUGCGCAGAUUCAGAGGUUCAUGUUCCAGCGUGAUUUGCGAGUCUCCUGAGCAGAUGCAUGGCAAGGACUUAAAGGUGCUAAAAGCAGAGGACUACAGGAACUGUUCUGGGUCUGAGUCCCUCCAUCAGAUCAAAACACACACUUUCUCCACAGCAGACAGAGGAGCCUCCAAAGACCACCACUCACACCACUCCUCCAAGGAGAAGGGUAAAGAGAGAGGGGUCGAGCACAGUUUACACAGCAGUCAACCAGCAGCACCUCCCGGUUCACGUCCAGGUUACAGAAAGCCCAGCAAGAACUGCACCAGCCACAAAAGCCGCAACCGAACCUUUAAGCCAGUGUCUCUGGGGCCACAGAAAAGCAUUCAUGAGGCUCAGGACUAUGUGCCUGACUACCAGCACAAAUUCAGCUUCGGCAUGAUGCCAACUGCACCACCCAAGCGGAAGGGUAAGUGCACCCGGCGGACACCCAUCAGACCCCCCAGUGGAGUACAGCAGGCAGCUGGGAGCUCGGUGAUCAGGGCCUCUCAUCUAGUUUUUAUAAUGGUUUUAGUGGUCAUAAUACGCUGAGCUGGCUGUGACUGAUAGUAUCUGUACUGCCACCAAUCUACAAAGGACCAGAGUUUCUUUUCUUCUUCUUUUUUCGUACAUGGAGGAUUUGGCCUUGUGAAGGAAAGAAUGUUGUUUAGGCUUUUGAUGGUCUCCAUACAUGGACGAGUGGAUUAUAAACAUGAACUGUACAGAAUGCGCACAGCAGGAGUGGAUUAAAGGCAUUAUCACAUGCUUGUCACAAACAGCCCCAACCGAGCACCUACAGAAAAGCCUACAUAACGAACAAGGAGCUAAGCCUUCAUUAAUAACAACUGGACAAACAUGGACAGUAGCUGUGCUCUAUGUGAAACCCUGUUAAUUUGAGAGAGCUCUGAAAGACCCUGUGAUUACUGAAGGGAACAUAAUUGCUGUAAAAAUGAUCACCAAUUAAGCCUACACCAUCUGUCUGAAAAGGUGUGCAAAGACACUUAUGAAAUGUAUAAUAAGGACAUUGGUUCUCCCACAUUUUAGCCCUUUUGGCUCCAAAUCCCACAGGCCAAAGCUGGCCAGAAUUCUCUUAGAAGACAAUCUCAAAUCCCUGUAUAUCUCAGGCACAUAGCAAACAGGGCUUGCCUGCUAGGCUAGGAGUAGCCAACUACCAAAGGAAAGACUGAUUAGAGGUGGAUAUUAAAACUUAAAUGAAAUGAGAUUCUACAGAAGGUGUGUUUUUUGUAACUGUGUUCACAUAUAAAAUAAACAAAUGCACAGGUUCCCUUCCCAUCAAUUAUCCAUAUGUAUGUCUUAUAAUGUUUAUAAACUAUAUGGAAAUAUAUCUUCAGAUGUAAGGAUUGUAUUGUUGAAUUUAUAGCAGAAGAACAGUAUAUGAUUUUCUCUAGAACACAACUGGCAGCAGUGCCUAGAGAUGCCGGGCAGCCAUCCAUCAGACUCAGCGUGUGCCAGGGGAACCACAGUGGACCAAUGUUCUUAGCAAUUUAGAGCACUAGAUUUUGGGGGAUUUUUUGUAUGCAAUGUAACAAAGUCAAUAUCUGAAGAGCCAAAACUCACUCUUAUGACCUAAUUUCUAACCUGUCACAUGCCAGGAAGAAAGGCAUUAGAAGUGUUCAGACCAAACAUACACAGCUAUGGAGCUUUGUCUCCUAGAUAGCAUCAUGAGGCCAGGGCAGACGUCUCUAGCAAGAGUGAGAAGCAGUUCCCAACAGUGUUAGCCGUGUGAGGACCUUUAUAGCUGGUCUAAGGUUUUCACUCAAGUGGUGGAGUAGUGCAGAGACUCCAGAGAUAGUCCUGACAGCCUGGGAAGUGGUGCUCCUUAAAAAGGAAGAUCUCAUGGGAGACUCAGAAAGGGGCUGCAAACGAUUAACUGGGAAUCUGAUAAGCACCUGCAAGGAACAGAGUGCCCAGAACUUUCAUCCAUGAUAGAAAAAAUGUAUAAGGCAGCCGUACAAAGGGAGUUGUGGAAGAGAGGGGUAGAAGAAGCAGGUCUACUGCCCAUCUAACCUCUAUCCUGACCCACUGGCAGCAACCCUGAAGCUGGAGUGCCGAGGAAGGGGGUCAUGUAUUCUGCUCUGGAUCAGGCUGCUGUAUGGUGGAGAUGGUGGUGUUAUUGACCAGAGACGAUGUCUAGAUGUAACACAAACAGUACACAUUAAUUCCCUGUCAGAGUGGAUAUGCGAGAAGAAAAACACUGAAGUUAAUGAAAAGAGGGAAAUAAAAUUAUCUUGGACAAGCAAAGCCUGUUUUUCAUUUCCUAACAAAACUCCAGCUGCAGUGACAUGUCUGGCCUGUAGCUGAUGCUUGGAACCAGACAACAGUGCUAAGGAAACAGCUCUUUUUCUAGCAUGUAACCAACUGGUUGCGCAAGGAUGCGCUGACUCACGGAAACCUCAGGAAAAUUCCUGAUCUCCAAAUCAUUAGCCUACUAGGGAUAACUCAUGUUCCAUAUUUAUCGUUCUGGGGGCAUCUUACUGCAGGGUACCCUGUUAUGAUCAGCCUGCCCUCCACCUGAGAUGUUUGGUGCCAGUGCAGGGGGGGCAGGAAGGGGGCUAUUUAAACGUCAGCAGUGAGAACUUCCUAUUAAAUAUAGUAGGCCCCUGUUGGAUAGAGUUGUUCAUAGAAGUCCCUGGAACUGGAAAGAGAAACCCCUUAAUCAAAUUGUUCUGGGGGCAAAAAAUGUCUAUGUAGUUUCAAGGAUUCACCAUUCAGUCCUGAAGUGAGGCAUCUAGAGAUUUAAUAAGAAACAAGUGCAGAGUCUCCUGCUUGCCUCACAAACUUGAAGAGGCACAGGAGCUGGGAUGCCUUUCAAAGGGGGGGGGGGGGGCUUGAGCAGGUAUUUUUCAGAACAAAGUUCCUGGGUAAUGAUAGGAACAGUCCCAGAAAGAGGGAAGAAUGGAUUACUCAUCUAGUCCUCGCUGUUCCAGCUCCUAUCCUAACUUUUCUGUCUAGAUGGCUCUAAACCUCCACUAAAGGGAAGUCCAAUGCAGCCAAAACAAAUAAUCUGUGAUCUGAAAUGGCUCCCUCACGUCCUACACACUAUAACCAAUAGCAGCUGAAUGUGUCUGGCACUGUCCCUUAGAAGUCUCAGAAUGUUGUUAUGUUGGUUAUUUUGUUUCAUACUCUGGAAAUCAAAGCUCUCAGUGGGAGAAUGAAGAAGAGAAGCACUUUAUUAAUUUUUUUUAAGUCUCCAUGUAACUGCUAUAAUAUAGAAGAGAAAUGUCAGCACAGGAGAUGCUAAUGAUUUAUAAAUGAUUUGGGUGCAGCAGGCACCAAGGAUUCUGAGAUUAAUUAUAUUAGAACAGACUAUGCCUGGCCCCAAACCAUACUUGUAUUUUUAGUAUCCUUUUCCUCUAAGAUGUACAUGUUGCCUCUAAAAGGCAACUCCAUUGUGUAUUACAUCCUUUGUCAACCAAGUGAUCUGAAUCCUGGCAAUCAAGGAUGCUGUUCAAAAAACAAAACUAAGACAUAAAAAAAUCACUAGACAGGAAAAAAACACUUGGUCCAUUAUGGCUUGUGGGAUUCUCUCACCCUCCCUUAAUUACUGUCUGCCUCUGUACCAACUCUUCCUCUAUGGCCACAUCUGCUUGAGCGUAAACUCAUUUAUAAUGCUUGCUUCGAUGUCUGCUCUCAUUACCCAAUUCCAGAUUCACUGCUCUUUGAGUGAGACAGUUCUGCCACAGCCCCUUGUUUGCUCUUUUGAGACAGUUCCCCACCCACCCAAUUUCCAUCCCCUCGCCUAUGUUAAGAGUUUGUAUCUGGCUUCACAUUGUCAGACAUCUUCAUACAUUGUGAAGGCUUCUGUAUCAGUCCAGCAUCACCUCUUCCCCUGAAGAACAACCACUACAUCUCAUAGCAGAGGGCUAUUCAAUCUAGCAAAC